AUGCGUUUCUCUGUUACUUUGCUCGCUCUCGGCGCUGGUGUCUCUUCCGUAGCAGCCACCGCCAUCCACCCCCGCUCCUCCCACCUCUUCCCUCGCCAAUUCGACUACUCUGAAAUCCCCGACUCCUGCUCCGACAUCUGCUACACCGCCAAAGACGUCUUCACCGCCUGUCAAUCCGGUACCGCCACCGAAGGCUGCCUCCAAGCCUGCCGCCAAGAAGACACAGACAACGGCGGCGCUCAAACCAACUAUGACAAUAUGGUAUCUUGCAUGACGUGUACGGCGAGAAGCAGUAAUGUGACGGAUGAUGAGAUUUUGAAUAUGGAGCAGGCGAUGGAUCAGUUGAAGGAGGUUUGUGAGGAGACGCAGAGUGUUUCGAUUACGGGGUACUUUUCUGCUACUCGACAGAUUAGUUCUACUAGGAGCUCUUCCUUCGCUUUCCCCACCGGAAGCACCAGCGUCUCUUCCUCUUCUGCAUCUACCUCUGCCUCUGGAUCCACCAGCGACGCCUCCUCCAGUGCGACCUCUUCUAGCAGCAACGCCUUGCCCGUCCUCUCCGCCUUCUCCCUUGGCUCGAUCGGUCUCGUAGCUGCUCUUGGCGCUAUCGGUGCUAGUGCUGGGGCGUUCUUUGUGAUCUGA
Cryptococcus wingfieldii CBS 7118 is the source of this 639-nucleotide messenger RNA. RefSeq lists its product as hypothetical. The coding region runs from base 1 to 639 and encodes 212 amino acids. Lineage: Eukaryota; Fungi; Basidiomycota; Tremellomycetes; Tremellales; Cryptococcaceae. The transcript has 4 exons. The record is from RefSeq and is a predicted model, not a curated record.